Messenger RNA from Dentiscutata erythropus, 328 nucleotides. The record is from the annotation of a GenBank genome assembly. NCBI's taxonomy places the organism in Eukaryota, Fungi, Glomeromycota, Glomeromycetes, Diversisporales, Gigasporaceae.
AUGAUCAGCACUCACCUCAAAGUAGUACAAUUAGACAAGGCAAAAACUACUACCACUCUACCUGUGCUGCUUCUACCUCUUCCUCACUUGGUAGAUAAUUUUCAAAAAUCUAAUCAGACUCAAAAACCUCAAUCACAAGUUAAAAAUAACAAACCAAACCCUCUUAACAAUCUUUUUCCACUUACUUCAACCCAAGAACCACAAUCUAACACUGAUAUGGAAGUCGAUCAUCCACUUUCUCCUCCAAAACCUUCUCCUGUUAAUCAAUUUUUUGCUAAUACUAACUCUACUCAAUCAUCAAAUUUAACUCAAACUAACUCUUCUAAAA